Messenger RNA from Liolophura sinensis, 4322 nucleotides. RefSeq names its product sarcalumenin-like. Gene Ontology annotation, molecular function: GTP binding. NCBI's taxonomy places the organism in Eukaryota, Metazoa, Mollusca, Polyplacophora, Chitonida, Chitonidae. The coding region runs from base 125 to 1708 and encodes 527 amino acids. The record is from RefSeq and is a predicted model, not a curated record. The transcript has 6 exons.
GAAACAUGGCCGGGCUUUUCGUUCUUUCACCCUUCUCCUCCUCCUAGGAAUUUACACACUAUCUUCUGCUGAUACCGACAACUUCAUUCCCUCUACAGGUAGGAGGAACCGUGAUCACAUAGAGAUGAUGUUACAGUUGGACAAACCAGGCAGUCAAUGGCUUGAUGGUACUCAAGAGAAGAAAAUCUUGGAUGAUCUGACCACCUUGUACAGACAGAGUGUACGACCCAUAGAAGAGGCCUUCAAGUUUACAACCCUUCAGAGACAUGUGAUCACAGAGGGUGAGAUGCACGCCAAGCCUAUGGUGCUGUUUCUAGGCCCCUGGAGCAGUGGAAAAACCACAAUGAUUAACUACCUGCUGGGGUUGGAGGGCACCAAACAACUGCACACUGGUGCAGAGCCCACUACCCGGGAUUUUACAGUCAUCACCUCUGGCCCUAAGUACAAGACAGUAGAGGGUAUGGUGCUCCUGUCAGACUCUACCAAACCUUACACACCACUACAGAAAUUCGGAUUGGGUUUUGCUGAACGUCUGACAGGAAUAGAGCUUCCAUCUAAACUGCUUGAGAGAGUUACCAUUAUUGACACACCAGGAAUCAUAGAGAACAGAAAACAACAGGAGAGGGGUUACCCGUUCAACGACGUCUGCCAAUGGUUCAUCGACAGGGCCGCUCUGAUUUUCGUUGUUUUCGAUCCCACCAAACUGGAUGUGGGAACAGAGCUCGACAAGCUGUUCCAGCAGCUAAAGGGUCGCGAGUCUCAGAUCCGCCUCAUCCUGAACAAGGCCGACACCGUGCAGACGCAGGAGCUAAUGCGCGUCUACGGAGCCCUGUUCUGGAGUCUGGCGCCCCUUGUGAACCUUAUUGAGCCGCCUCGCCUCUACGUUGGAUCUUUCUGGCAGAAGUCCUUCAAAGACAACACUAUUGCUGAACUGUUUUUUGCAGAGGAACUCUCGCUGCUGAAUGAUGUCAAUCAGGUCAUCAAGAACCAGAUUGAGAGCAAGAUUUCCUUCAUCCGGCAGCAUGCCAUUCUGGUCAGAAUCCAUGCUCUGCUGGUGGACAAAUAUGUUACCACCUACACAGAAAACAAAGGCUUGCUUUUCGGUGACAACGAAGCCUUGAAGAAGAAAAUUAUCGAGGAGCCAGAAAAUUACCCAAUUUUCAAGAACAUUCUUGGCCACAAAGAUAUCAGUAAACAGGACUUGCCCGAUCCUGAGAUUUACAAAGAUUUCUUUGCUAUUCAUCCACUGGAUUCCUUGAACCCACUGUCCUACCACUGUCCAAGGCUGGUAGGGAAGUGUAUAAUAAACAAGCUCGAAUCAGCCAUUAACAUAGAUCUUCCUCAAUUACUACUGCGAUACCAGACGCUCCAUGGCCAGGAGACGUGCGACUCGAAGAAGCAUGGCUGCAACACUGUCAAGGGUCGGAAAACACACCAUCACAACAGUGAGAGGGAAGAACAUGAAUACAAGGAUGAAAAAAAAAAGGAGGAAAAGUUUAAAAACAUAAACUCUCAUUCACAGAAAGUAGAUGAAAAAGUUAAACGCAGCAUGCGACCAACAGAAAAGGAGAAGACACCUUCAGAAAAAGUCAAGGAGCAGGAGACAGAAGUACCAGAAAAGAAGACAAAUGAGACAAAGGAAAAGGACAUUGCAGAAGAGAAGAAACUGACAGAAAAACAUCCUGCAGCAGGUCGGGAAAAAGCCUAGGCUGUGGCAGCCUCUGAGCUGGUGCCUCAGAUGGUAACCCACCUCAGGUGAUACCCAAAUGUGGUGUGGAUAUUCUCUUUUUUUUUUUUUAAAAAACAAUUUCCAACGUCUCUUUUCUUUAUUUGAUAAUAGUGACCAUACCACAUGCACAUGUAGGUAGUACUGUAGUAUGACCUUUGAAGAAGACAAAACCAUAUCGCAAAACUGGCCAAACAUAAUUGAUAAGACUUUAUGCAAAAUAUGUGUACAUCUUUAGUCAAGCUGUUAAGAAAAGACACUAUUCUGAUAAAAUCUAGUUCAUAACAAACAGCCUGAGAUUAUCUUGUAAACUUCUCAACUGAACUGCCUGAGUUAGGUUUCAUGACUAUGAAUCAAACAAGUCGAAAUAAUGACACUGCAGUGAGUGAUGCCUUCCUUUAGAGGGAGAUAAAACUUCAUUGUGUUAAUCAAAUGCACAGAAUGAAAGUCAUAGGUGAAAUGCAAAGGUUUUAAUCUGCUACUGAAAUUUAGCACAGUAAACACUUGGUGACGAAAGAUUGUUUUAUCUUGUAUGAGUUCAUAGUUUAUGUGUUACCAGAAGUAUUCCACAUAAAUCUAAACAGCCUACAAAUCACUGAAAACAACAGGACUGUUUUUCUUUUAAUUUUGGAAUUUCAUGACUUUGUAUAGUAGUGGUUCUGGUGCAUUCUCACGAUGAUCUACCACUUGAUGCUGUUACGCUUAGGCCAGUAACACUUGAUUCCUGCCAGUAUAUUUUGAAAAAUGGAAGUGGGCAGAGGAACCAUUUUUGUUAUCAUGUCAGCUGUAUUUUAUGAUGAUCUCACAACCUGUAGCAAUUCUAGGUAAAAUGAAAUAAUGAGUUCCUUUCAAGAGAAUAAAAUGAUUUGUGGGCAGUGGCGAAAAAGCAAGGAAUCAAGUGUGAUCAUCUUUAUGUAAGGGAGAAUGACAGAGACCACUUCAAUGUCAAAAAAUUUUUAAAACAAGGAGAAAUCAGGACUGUAAUGUACAUUUCACCUGUAUUAUGGAGCACAAAUGUGCAAAUGAAAACGAAAAGCUUCCAAAUCCUUAUGACACAGCAGGAGGAGCCUGUAGGCAAUGGUCUAGCAAAAGUUGAAAAUGGUUGCCAGUGUGGUUGAUGUAUUUAAUAUGUUAAAAAUGGGGACAGAACGAUACUAACAUUUCUUUACACAGGUGUGAAAAACCCUAUGAGUUUAGUUAGGACUGUUAUUAAUAUAUUAUAUGACUGAUGUCUAUAGACUGAACAUGGUGCUUUAUAAUUCCCAUAUCCAAAUGACCAUUCCUUACAAUCCUGUACAAAUAUAUAUUACCAGAAAACAUGUUCUCCAUAGAAACCUGUUUUAUUUAUUUAGACAAGGUGCCAUGCACUAGUAUGUAUUUAUGUAUAUAGAUCCUGUUUAUGGUAUUUUUGAAGAAGAUAGACAAGGCAUAUGCUUCUAUAGGUUGAUGAUGAUUGUAUGAAGAUUUGAUGACAGUCUAGCGAAAAGUACUGGUGCAUGUAAAUGAGUCUGCGCACAGUUAUCUUGAUGCUGCUUACAACCUAGCAUUUCUGACCCACAUUGGCUAGGUAAACUAAAAUGUUCCUGGGUCGUUGAGGUUGUAGGUUAGUGACAAGAUACAGGUGUACAUCAUCAAAUAUAAAUCAUAUAAAAAAUAAAUUUCUAUUGAUUAAUACAAGUAUAUAGUGAUUGUACUGUGUAGGUUGAGGGUUGAGUGGAGAUAUGAAAAGUGGCUUUUGUAACUAUAUGAGACUGUUAACAGUGUGAUACAAUUAAUAUUCUAGUAUUUUUUACAGAUUUUGAAGAGGUGCCACUUUAAAGGUUGCAUGAAUGUUUGGAACAGUGUACAAAUAAGUGUAGUUUUGCCAUUCUAGGAUUUGGCAAUGUAAAAUUACGAGAUGAGAGUGUUACCUAUUGCAAUCACGUGGAAUAAACAAUCUUCAAGUAUGGUGUCACGGAAAUUCACUAAAACAAAUUAUACCCCAAUUCAAAGGUUUCAGAAUGCUCUCAUUACAGUAAUAUUGUGCCAUGAUGUAAGCCUGGAAGAUGCUAAAAGUGCUACAGAAAAUACACGUCCAAUGAUAACUGUUCAUCAACAAUUACUGUAACAUAUGUAAGCUGUGCAAAAAAUAGUGGGAUAAAAAACAGCUGAUGGGAACACAGUAAAGCAUUCAUGUACAUAUCCUGACUACAUCAUUACUACACGCAUUUCAAUUUAGUGUAAGAUGUGGGUGAAAAACUGACAACAUCUAUUGGAGUUAGCACAAAACUGAGACUAGAUAUAAAUGCUUUUUAAUAAGUUCUAAUUGUGCUACCAGAAGAUGUAAGAUGUACAGAGACAACAACAAUGCCUGUGAUCUACAUGUUAAAUGUUUCACUAAAACUGGCCUGUAAAAUGCAAAGAGUUGUGCUUGCCAGAAUGCAAAGAUGUUGUUCAGUGUUCAAGUAAAUCUAUCCCCGACUAAUCUAUGAAUGCAUUAGUUUUAACGCUCGUAAAACAUGAUUACUAUUCUGUCAUUUUUAUGAUUCUUCUUUUGAAAAAAUUUACACCUCAAUAAACGUUGUCUGAACUGCAACAACAAAGGAUGAUGGCAUUU